AUGGAGCUUAAGAACAAAGACUCCACCAAUUACAAAAGCGCAAACGAUGAUUGGCCUACCAAGAACUCAAAUGUACUUGCAGCCACCAAUCAAGAGUCACUAAUCGGUGAUGGACCCAGCUCCGACGAAUGGGAGAAUUUCACGGCUGAAAAUUACAUCCAAAGGCUGACAGCGCUAAUCAACGAAAGACAUCGGGUUAUCGGCCCCGAUUUGGAAAAUACCGACCAGGAUGAGCCAGAUCAAGAGGAUUUUCCCGCGAUGGGCUGGACCACUAUUGACCGACCUAUCAAUCCACUUGAUGAAGAGUACAGAACUCAGUGGGUGAGCCUUAGUCCCAACAAGGAGCAGCCCCACAAGAUUCCCAAGACACCUAGAUUUGAAUCCCCACAAGAUGACGAUGAAGCGAAUCAAUAUGCCGCAUGGCUAUGGGAGCCAGAUCGAGCACAGUUAGCAGAAUUAGAAGCACACUAA
Aspergillus udagawae is the source of this 471-nucleotide messenger RNA. RefSeq lists its product as uncharacterized. The record is from RefSeq and is a predicted model, not a curated record. Bases 1 to 471 code for a protein of 156 amino acids. The transcript has a single exon. NCBI's taxonomy places the organism in Eukaryota, Fungi, Ascomycota, Eurotiomycetes, Eurotiales, Aspergillaceae.